AUGUGCAGCAGUGCAUACGGCGUCGGCUUUGCUAGAGGUGUUGUUGGGUUAUAUACGAACGCUACUGAUACGUCAAACGAAGCAGCGGUGGGCGGGACGAACUCGCCGCUGACGGUGGCUGACAUGUCCCAUUAUAUUCUUCCUCUGUCCGACAACAUUGUGCCAUGGAUGUCACACUUGCGUUUACCCCCCUUCCCCCUCGUCUCAAAGUGUAACAAAUAUUUGGACCCCCUCCCACCCUGGAAGUGUGACAUCCUUUAUGGACGGCCCACAAGUGUACAGUCCUUUAAUUACCUUUUCCCUUUCCAGUAUCAUGUCUGGCCCCCAACACAACAAACAGAUCAAUCACCUUUCCCACCAAUCAUUCAAUUGGCAAAGUCAUAUCCGGCAGGUUGCGGCUUUGGUUACGCAGUCUCACGCGUUUGUAAAGCACUGCUCGUUCUCAUAGAUACAAAGUAUUGA
Helobdella robusta is the source of this 462-nucleotide messenger RNA. RefSeq lists its product as hypothetical. The transcript has 2 exons. Lineage: Eukaryota; Metazoa; Annelida; Clitellata; Rhynchobdellida; Glossiphoniidae. The record is from RefSeq and is a predicted model, not a curated record. The coding region runs from base 1 to 462 and encodes 153 amino acids.